GGGGCAAGUAGCGCGCGCGACUCGAACGUCAGCCGCAUAGGCAACUAAGUGCGCGGUACCAAUGUAACUAUUAUUCACAAAUAUCAACUUAUCAUUUAAAAAUAUAAUAUUUACUACGAUUUAUAGUCACGUUUUUAAGUGAAAUAAUAUACAGAUUUUAUUAAAAAUAAAUAAUUAUAUUAAAUAAUAAAAAAAAAUGUUGUGUUACAAAAACAUAUUAGUUAUAUUAUGUCUCGUUGAUUUUUUUGGCGCGAUUGCACAAGACACUGCCAAAAACAGUGGUGAAAUUGCAAUGAACUUGAACGCGUCUUACACGGCAUUAAGUAAUUUAGCGGAAUACGUCUGCAGAGAUUUGCAGAUUUAUCAAUAUGAGUCUAAAUCUUUCACCGUGUCUUCGUGUCAAGAGAACGUAUUAAAUCACACCUCAGAUCCGACAGUGUCACCGCCGAGGAUGCAAGUAAGCUGCCAGUUCCAGUACAACAUCAGAUACCGUCUGUCGCCUGCAGUUGAGCCUGGUUGGAGAUUGGUCGUCCUUUUGCCAGAAGACGGUGACGUUGAUUUUAUCAAUUACGAUCUUAGAACGAGUAAUGAAGAAUUUGGAGAGGUCAGUACUUCACCGCCAGGGAACUACACUGUUUGGGUGACAGCCCUCAACAGCAACGGUAGCCAUACUGUGUGGCGGCGAAUUCAACGUAUCGGCGUCUGGAACGAAACUGGAAAUGUAUACAAGAAAGAAUAUAAAAUAGACGUUAAUUUAACACAUGUGUACAAAAAUGAUAGCACUAUAAAAGCAUUGUUUAGUUGGAAAACAGAGGAUGACAACGAUAAAUGCUUUGAUGUAAUGAGCUCAUGCAAUGGAGAUAUUAGAACUGAUAGAAUAUGGCCAAACCAAAAGCAUUAUUGGUCAGUAGAGGAACUCCCGCUGGAUGCAAAUUGUCAAAUGCAAGUAGCAGGCAAACAUGGAACCACCCGUUUCACGUACAAAACCCUUUCGUGUGAGAACUUCUAUUCUUGUAUUGAUCUAUCAAUGGCCAGGAACGUGACGAUUGACGCUGAACCAUCGUCAGGCGCGGGCUGGGACGUGGUGGUGCGGUGGGCGGCACCGGUGCGCCCGCCUUCGCGGUACAACAUCACCUUGCACAGCGAACAUGUUCGACGGACUAUGUUUGUGCCCAAAAACGCUACAAAAGCGGUAUUCAACGACAUUGAAGACAAAGGGUUCUACCACGUGUCCAUAGUAUCAAUAGUGGGAAAGAAGGGGAUACAUACAAGCAGGCGAGCUGUGUUCCCUGUGACAAUGGGCACGGAUACCACAAGCCUGAUAAUGCUGGGCGGCUGGAGCGCAGCGCUGAUUGCCGCCGCGGCGCUGGUCACAGCCUUCGUGUGCUGGAGGCGCCGCCGCGCUGCCAACCUCAAGCGUUUCUAUUUUCCUGACCCAGAAGAUAAGCCUUCGAAAUCCGGUGCUUGUGAAGCCCUCGAAGCUGAGUGCGGUUCUGAAGACAGCUGGGAAGUGCGGCCAGAAAAGCUGCUGCUGCACGAGGUGGUCGGCGAGGGGGCGUUCGGGGUGGUCCGCAGGGGCACCCUCGCGCCCGCUGCUAAGGAGGUGGCUGUGAAGAUGCUAAAAGAUUUCCCCUCUCUAGAGGAGAUUCGAGCGUUUCGGGCCGAAAUGGAACUGAUGAAGAGCGUAGGCGCUCAUCCUCACGUGGUUAGCUUAGUGGGCUGCUGCAGUGGCAGGCGGCCGCUCAUUGUCGCCGAAUACUGCAGCCGAGGGGACCUUCUGAGCUACUUAAGAUGUUCAUGGGACGUAAUGGUGUCCAAAAGGAACGCAAAAUACUAUAACAACAACAUAGAAAGCUCAGACUAUCGCAAUGACUUAUUCAAAUGCAAAUUUCAAAGGAAACACUCCAAGUUAGUUGUGAAUAAACUGUACGACCUCCAAGGCAUUUGUGACACGGAACUGACUUCAAGAGAUUUGCUGUCGUUUUGUCGACAGAUAGCUAUGGGCAUGGAGUUCCUGGCUUCGAACAGGGUAGUCCACAGAGACCUAGCAGCUAGGAACAUACUCGUAUCAGGAGACAGGACACUGAAGAUUGCAGACUUUGGAUUAUCUAGAGAUGUGUAUGAAGAAAAUCAGUACAAACAAAAAGGAAACGGCAAAAUGCCCGUGAAGUGGAUGGCACUGGAGUCAUUGACGCGAAGGAUAUAUACAACACAAAGUGAUGUAUGGUCAUUCGGCGUGGUGGUGUGGGAGAUAGUGACAGUGGGUGCCACACCGUAUCCCGAGGUGGCGGCCGCGAGGCUCCUGCGGCUGCUGCGAGCGGGCUACAGGAUGCCCCGCCCUAACAACUGCAGCAAACAACUUUACGAGGUGAUGUUGUCGUGUUGGCACGCAGCGCCGCGAGCCCGCCCGACGUUCGCCGAGCUCCACGCGAAACUCGACGAGCUGCUGAACAGCGCCUGCGCACACGAGUACCUCACGCUCGAGCUCGACGACGAGCAUGUUGGCGCGCACAUACCCGCUAGUAACACCGCCUCACACAAAUAUGUCAAAAUGAUCAUCAGAGAUAAGCUGGGCUGGUCCCGCGAGAGCUACGAGCGUCCGUUCCGCACUCCGCACUCCAAUCACUACUCGUCGCCGCCGGCGUCGCUCGCCAAGCAACACUUACAACCACAACCCGCCUGACACGAUAUCUACAUAAAUAGUUAUUGGACCUGAUGAUUGCUUUGAAUCCCGCUUAGAAGUUGUUAGAGCCAUAUUUGAGAAAUCGAAGGGAAAAGUGAAAUUAAUUCAAGCGAUAUGCUUGCUCGAAUUUGAUGUGCUUCGUUGUUUUGUUUCGUGUUUGAAUUUUAAAAAUUUUGUAAAUCUAUUUGAGUCUAAAGACUUUACUCAAAGGUUUUUAAAAUCGCGUAAAAAUUUUAAAGACUGAAUUCAACUGUUUGGGGGAAAUAUAUUGCGAUAUACGGAGUUGACGACGUUGACUUGGUCUUUUAAUAUACCUACUUUUUGUAGUUUCAUUAUUUUUAAUAUUUCUUUAUUAUCUAACUUGCACAAAGAUCAAAGCUACGAUUGUAUACAGCUUUGUAACACAGUUGUUUGUUAUUUCAUGUAUAGUGUGCACAUGCAUUAUGUAAGCAUUUUUUUUUAUGGGUGACAAUGGAAUGGUAACCCCGCCUGCGCUAACAGGAUUCGCUGGCGGAGCACCAGUGAAGGGUGAUCGAUGAGAAUGAAAAUAGGCCAGUUAGCCCAUCAUGAUGAAUUCAUCAGGAAUUAACCAUGAUAGGUCGACCUGGUGGGGUAUAUUGCUAGCAAUGAGAUUUUUAGUCUUCAUUACUAACAAUCCCUUUCACCCCCUGUAAGCAUAUAUUCACUUCAUGUGAUAUACCUACAUUGUUGAUAUAUAUAAAUACUUACAAAUUUCUAUUAUAUAUGUACGAACAAAAUGUAGGUUACGAUUUAUUAAAUUUUUACAUACCUUUUAUAAAGCAAACUAUUUUGGAUGAAAAAUUCCGUAACAGUUCUUGACUGUUCUGACUAUACCAAGAUUAAUUCUAAACCUAAAAGUUGGGAAUUUUUUCAGCUAGUUUUUUGAUUGGGUUCUUUUAACGAGGGCACACUCUUGAGAUUCAAGGGACUACACCCUCAUACAAUUAAUAGUGAUAUAAUAAAUGUAACAAAACAAAUGUGAUACAAAUAUAGAGUAGGUAAUAAGAAAUAAAAUACAAAAAUUGGUUACAAUUUCGACCCCAGAAAAUUAUUAUGCGUUUAUUUACAAAAAAAAGAACACGCUACAACACGAAUUAAUAU
This is a messenger RNA of Galleria mellonella (greater wax moth), 3805 nucleotides long. It is a transcript of the gene torso, whose product is annotated as tyrosine-protein kinase receptor torso-like. NCBI's taxonomy places the organism in Eukaryota, Metazoa, Arthropoda, Insecta, Lepidoptera, Pyralidae. The coding region runs from base 197 to 2683 and encodes 828 amino acids. Gene Ontology annotation, biological process: protein phosphorylation; cell surface receptor protein tyrosine kinase signaling pathway; multicellular organism development. The transcript is spliced from 15 exons. The record is from RefSeq and is a predicted model, not a curated record. Gene Ontology annotation, cellular component: signaling receptor complex. Gene Ontology annotation, molecular function: ATP binding; transmembrane receptor protein tyrosine kinase activity.